Messenger RNA from Hydractinia symbiolongicarpus, 2559 nucleotides. Its product is annotated as gamma-aminobutyric acid receptor subunit beta-3-like. Gene Ontology annotation, molecular function: neurotransmitter receptor activity; transmembrane signaling receptor activity; extracellular ligand-gated monoatomic ion channel activity. Gene Ontology annotation, biological process: signal transduction; nervous system process; chemical synaptic transmission. The record is from RefSeq and is a predicted model, not a curated record. Bases 547 to 2085 code for a protein of 512 amino acids. NCBI's taxonomy places the organism in Eukaryota, Metazoa, Cnidaria, Hydrozoa, Anthoathecata, Hydractiniidae. The transcript is spliced from 10 exons. Gene Ontology annotation, cellular component: synapse; membrane; neuron projection.
CUUCUCUUGUUUUUUGUUGUUUAUGUUGUUGUUGUUAUUUUUGUUUUGUUUUCAUUUAUUGACAGUGCAGCUUUUUUUGUAAUUAUGUUUGACAUUUUAAAAAGUUUUUUUUGGGAAUUGUUAUUUUAAAAUUGUCAAAAUGUAAGUAGCAUUGCUUUCUUUGAAUGAAGUACAAAUCAGUUGAGAUUAUUUAAAUAUAAAUUUAUAUUAAAUUCCUUUCUUUUUUCAUUUCUUUUUUUUAUAUGUAUUCUUAUUUUUGUUUUUGUUCUCGUUGGUAGCAAUAAAAGUUAUUGGGCGGUUGUGUGGACGGUCUAGCAAAUUCAGUGCGUUCAAAAUUCUUAAAUGUUUAUAAUUGUCUGUGACUUGACUCCGUUCCACGGUCUGUUCUCUUAACACCAAGUUGCAUUCUAAUUUUUUAACAUCUGAUUGGCUAUCUUUUUAGAUCCAAGAAUAAAUAAAUAAAUUAAUAAAUAAGGAUCGACUCAACGUUUCUAAAACAUACACCCAUCGACAUAGAAAUGAUCUAUCUAGCACGAGUUAAGUGACAUGGAACAAUUCUUUUACCGACUGGUUGCUAUGGCAGUAUUGUUGUUGCUAUAUUUGGAUAUAAGCAGUUCAGCCAAUGAAAAGUUAGAUAAAGUAAAGAACAAGACGAAAGAACCUAAGGAAGAAUUAGAAAACAAAUAUAUAACAGAUCCUGCCAGCGCACAGUGGCAAAUUCAAUGUGGAAAAUUGAAUUGGUCAAUUAGCGAUGGAUGCAAUAUCUCUGGUCUACUGCAUUCGCUGUUAUUAAAUUACGAUAAAAGACUACGACCUUUAAUGGACAAGCAAACGCCAGUGACAGUGAUUGUUGGAUUUUGGAUUUUAUCAAUUGAUUCCAUCAAUGUUAUUGAUAUGGAUUAUCAAAUUGAUUUUUUCUUCCGUCAAAGCUGGCAAGAUCCGCGUUUAGAACAUUCUUACCCUCAAACGUUAACUGUUUCAAAUUCAAUGUUAGAAAAAAUCUGGGUUCCUGAUACAUAUUUUGAAAAUUCUAAAAACUCUCAUUUUCACGCUGUGACUGUUCCAAAUAAAAUGUUGAAAAUUAAACCGGAUGGGACGAUUAUGUACAAUGCCAGAAUAUCUGUCCGAGCCUCCUGUCCAAUGGAUUUGCGAAUGUUUCCCAUGGAUAUACAGGAGUGUAACCUAAACAUAGAGAGCUAUGGUUAUAGCACAAGAGAUAUAAAAUUUGAAUGGGAGAAAAGUGACUCCAGAAUAUCUAUCGGCACGAAAGUCCGUACCCUGCCACAGUAUAAUUUGACCGGCUUUAAAACGACAAGUAAAGAAACAGUUUACGUUGUUGGAAAUUGGUCUGGUUUAACUGCUACAUUUGUGUUAGAAAGGCGUACUGGUUAUUUCUUUCUUCAUUUAUAUGCACCAUGUGCUCUCAUCGUCAUGAUUUCAUGGAUCAGCUUCUGUAUUCCAAAAGAUUCAACAGCGGCACGUGUAGCUUUAGGGAUCACAUCAGUGCUGACAAUAACAACAAUUUUGAACAUGCUGAAUACAGCGAUGCCAAAAGUAUCUUAUAUUAAAGCAGUGGAUUGGUAUCUAAUAGUUAGUUUUUUGUUUGUGUUCGCCGUGUUGAUCGAGUAUACGUUAGUUUUGUAUUUAACUGAUAAAGAAAAGCAAUCAAGGAAUCAGAAGUUAGAACAAUUGAAGAAAAGUAGACUAAGGAAUGAAGGAAAAACGCCUGCAGUAGCAAAUGGACAUACAGCGAAUGGUAAAGCAACUGAAGUGCGUUCAAGAGCAUAUCAUAACAAUCAGAAGGAGACUUCAUUUGAUUGCUCAGAUAUCGAUAAGCAUUCGUAUCCUAGUAAACCACUGAUAGUUGUAUUAGAAGGAAAACAUUUCCCUCACAAUAGGCAUGCUGAUGUUGAUGAGGAUCAUUCAAUGUCCUUAAAAACAAACGUGGGAAGAUUUUUAUGUCAAUUUCGUGUCGAUAUUAUAGACGAAUAUUCUAGAAUGAUUUUUCCGAUUGCGUUUGCGACUUUCAAUACAGUGUAUUGGUUACUGUUCUUCAGUAAGAAGAGUAGUUCUAACCCAGGAUGAAAUAAUUCGUAUUUGAAGAAGUCGUGACAGACAUAGGAAUAGAUGCCGUUGUAAAGCGACCAAAAACGUUAUUAUGGCUGUUACCAACAUCAGCUGUACUUGUUGAUGUUAACGCAACAUAAAAAUAGGAAUCCGCAAGGUCGGUAAUUCGAUUUCAGAAAUGACUUAAAGAAGAAUUUAAAAAAGAAAUUUUUAAAAUUAUAUUUUUGUAUUUGUUACUGAAAAAUAAUGCAUUAUGCUCCAGUAGAAACAUUAUAUAAUAGAAGUGCAUCAGGUAUAAAGAUUGAAUGGGGAAAUGGGAGAUUGAUAACAGAAACAAAAUGGUAAAAAGGUGAAAGAGAAUGUGACUGCAGAAAGAAGAAGCAAACAGACAAUUAAAAUACUUCCAGUAUGUGUAAUGUUACUACGAUCAAAAUAAUUUGUUGAAUAUAUGUUUCUUAUUUAUCAAUAUACGGAGCAAUUGUUUUUCGAUGA